AUGUCAUUCUGGCGUAUGGGAUCCGGCUUUUCGUCGGUCAGUGUGAUUGACAAGAUUCUGGACAACCCAGACCACACGUUGCACGAGCUUCUGGAGGAGCCCGACCUGCUCCAGGAGGUGCUCAACUCCAACGCCAAGCUCACCGAGUAUCUGCGACGAGACGAUAUUCUGGAGGAGCUGGUUCAGCUGGUCAAGGGGUCUCCGGAGAGCUCAAAAGAGGAGGGUCAGGGCGAAGGUGAGGGCGAGAACGAGGGCUUCGACGACAAGAAGCCCAAUUCUGAGGAAGAUAAGGACAAGAAGGACGACUGUGAUAACGACAAUGACGUGGAAAUGGCAGAUUCGGACGACAAGGAGCAACCUAAGGAGGAGGAGGAACCGAAGCAGGGAGAGCAAGCGACCGACGCAGCAGACCCCGACAAAGACGACGAGGACUCGGACACGUCGUUCGAUUCCACAUCGUCAGACCCCUCCAAGUACAAGCUCGAGGAGGAGGACCAGCAGCACUACGCGUCGGUGGCCUCUGAAAUCCUGUCUGCCGAGGUCUGGUCACUGACAGAGGCGCUCAUGGAGCGGGAGGAGCUGGUGCAGCAGAUCUGGGAGAUCCUGGACUACCCGGCCCCGCUGUCCAUGAACCAGGCACAGUUCUUCACGAAAAUCUCGGAGCAUCUGCUGGACAAAAAAACAGACGAUAUGAUUGCAUUCAUCAAGCGGCAGUCCAACUUUGUCGAGCGAUUCAUGCGCCACAUUGACGACCCGCCACUCAUGGACUUUCUGCUCAAGGUCAUUUCCACCGACAAGGCCGACAACUCCACGGGCAUCAUCGACUUCCUGCAGAAACAGCGCCUGAUCCCGUCGCUCAUUGCCUUUCUAGGGCCCGACGUGCCGUCCUACAUCCAGUCUGCCGCGGGCGACUUUGUCAAAGCGUUUGUAACCAUGUCGGCCAACUCAAACUCGGACAACUCCACUAUUGGCCCCAACGAGCUGUCUAGAGAGCUUGUUUCAGAGCCUGUCGUGCGCGAGUUUGUGCGACUCAUGCUGUUUGGAGGCACCGGCCUUGCUACCGGCGUGGGCAUCAUCAUUGAGAUCAUCCGAAAGAAUAACUCCGAUUAUGACUACAUGCCUGUGUUGUUCAUUACCAUGAAAACACACCCUCCGGGACCUCGAGACCCCAUCUAUCUCGGCACGCUGGUGCGCAUCUUUUCGCAGCACAUUCCCGAGUUCCAGGCCAUGCUCACCCGUCCCAGCAAUAAGACGCUCAAGACCCCCAUUGGCGACAUUGAGCCACUGGGCUUUGAGCGGUUUAAGAUCUGCGAGCUGGUGGCAGAGUUGCUGCACUGUUCUAACAUGACACUGCUCAAUGAUCCCAAGGGCGAGACCAUUGUUGCCGAGCGAGAUGCCGAGCGAGAGCGAGUCAAACAGGUCAUCGCCAAGGCAAACGAGGACGGUGGCGACAUUGACUUUGCCCGUCUUUCAGUGUCCAACGAGGACGAGGAGAACGAGGAGCAAAACGAGGAGGAAGAAGGCGAGGCUGCCAAGGCUGACGCCGAAGAGGCCAAGGCUGAUUCAGCCGAAACCAAGGCCGAGUCCGAGGCAGUCGAAACCGAAGACAAGGACGACUCGCUGGAGGCAAUCGAGGCAGCCCUGCGCAAGGACCCCGUGGUGGGCGAUCUGCUGAAAAUCUCACUGGUGGACAACGACGUCAUUGUCACGAUUCUCAACAUGUUCAUGAAGUUCCCUUGGAACAACUUUCUGCAUAACGUGGUGUUUGACAUUGUGCAGCAGAUUCUCAACGGCCCCAUGGGUGACGGCUUCAAUCGGUUCCUGGCCAUCAAUCUGUUUGAUAAGGGCCAGCUAACCCAGCUCAUUGUGGACGGCCAGCAGCGGUGCGACGAGUACGAGACCGAGCACGGUACCCGAAUCGGUUACAUGGGCCACUUGACGCUCAUUUCCGAGGAGGUGGUCAAGUUCACGGCGGUGUUUACCCCCGAGUCUAUCUCUCCGGUGGUGGCUGCCGCCGUCACGGUCCCUGAGUGGAUCAUGUACGUGGCCCACACGCUGGUCAAGACCCGGGAACAACACAAUGCUCUGCUUGGCGGAGCUCGGCCGGACCACAACUCUGUGGCGCACAAUCCCGACGCCAUUAUUCUUGGCGACGGAGCUGGCAACGAGCUCGGUGAAGAGGAGGCAGAGGACGACGAGCGAGAUGGCGGAGUGGUGGACGUCGACGAGGACGCCAAGGAGGACAACCCCGACCAGUUUUCGCGAUACAUGAGUCAGCAGAUCACUGGCGACAUGCCCGACCGGUUCGGCUCAUCCGACGAGGACGAUGAGGACGACGUCUGGGAGGAACGCAAGUUCUCCAACGAUCUCAAACCGUUCCACACCUCGAACAAGAAGGAGUCUUCGGACGAGGACUCCGAUGUGUCUGAGGGUGAACCAGAGGUUGAGAUUGAGCAGGAGGUCGAGGUCGAGGGAGCUGACAAGGACGCAGCAUUACGUUCGAGCAAGGAGGAUAGCCAAAAGUCUGACGGAGACGCAAAUGAGGAACCUGAGAAAUCGGAGGAUGCAUAA
Messenger RNA from Yarrowia lipolytica CLIB122, 2571 nucleotides. RefSeq lists its product as uncharacterized. The record is from RefSeq and is a predicted model, not a curated record. Lineage: Eukaryota; Fungi; Ascomycota; Dipodascomycetes; Dipodascales. Gene Ontology annotation, molecular function: protein phosphatase binding; protein phosphatase regulator activity. Gene Ontology annotation, cellular component: cytosol; nucleus.